AUGGAUGGAAAUGCAGCAGCUGAUGGGGGUGAGCCCACCUACGAUCCAAUGAAAGAUCCAACAAGGAAGCCACAACGGUAUCCGGGAUGGAACUAUGGAUAUUGGUCUGAGCCUCCAAAUCGGGAUCUUAUUGUGUGCGCUCUUUGUGGCAAGAUAACUUCUGGAGGGAUCAAGAGGCAUAAAGAGCAUCUUGCGGGCGUCGGGGGAGAUGCAAUUGGUUGUCCUAAGGCCACCACACAAUUGAGGAGAGAAAUGGGAACAUAUUUGGAGCAAAAUAGGAGGAUCAAGGGAGUGGUAGAUGUAGAUGAUGUUGAGGAGGUUGUGGAGGUGAGUUCAGUUGGAGCAAACAUCGCCUCUAAAAGGCCAAGCUCAGGGACAGCAGCCAAACAGAAUAAGAAAGCGUUUAUCACCGACAUGCAAGGUAAAAAGAAGUCUGUUUCUGUUGUGUCUGCCGCCAAUAGUUCCAAGCCAAUUGUUGCCAAGCUACGAAGAACACCCGAGGAUCUUGUAGAUGAAAGACGCUCUGGGUGUUCUCAAAGCACCAUGGAGUCCAGCACAAAGACUCCAGAAGAGAGGCAGUAUGUCAAUAUGUAG
Triticum turgidum subsp. durum (durum wheat) is the source of this 594-nucleotide messenger RNA. The record is from the annotation of a GenBank genome assembly. Lineage: Eukaryota; Viridiplantae; Streptophyta; Magnoliopsida; Poales; Poaceae.